Messenger RNA from Parnassius mnemosyne (clouded apollo), 249 nucleotides. The record is from the annotation of a GenBank genome assembly. NCBI's taxonomy places the organism in Eukaryota, Metazoa, Arthropoda, Insecta, Lepidoptera, Papilionidae.
AUGAUUCCCAAUGAGAUAUUUGCUGAAGAUCUGAUGAAUACUGUAAUUAGAUAUGGAUUAUACAUAGGCGCUGCUUUUCAGUUAGUUUGCCUCUUAGCUUGUGUGACUAUUACUGAUGAACAAUGUGACCCACACCCAUACGAGAAGGCUUAUACUGACAGUGAUGAGUGCAGCUCAGAACAAUCAUCUCCUGGACAUCGUUCAAGUCUAUUACGAGCUCGGCGUCAAGAUAAAAAGAAACGCCGCUAG